Molecule: messenger RNA, 1866 nt
Organism: Botrytis byssoidea
Lineage: Eukaryota; Fungi; Ascomycota; Leotiomycetes; Helotiales; Sclerotiniaceae
Exons: 2
Coding region: 275-1633 (452 amino acids)
Biological process (GO): regulation of transcription by RNA polymerase II
Molecular function (GO): zinc ion binding; DNA-binding transcription activator activity, RNA polymerase II-specific
Source: RefSeq, a predicted model, not a curated record
GACCACCGAGCACGAAUACUCAUUAGAGGAAAUAUUUGAUAAAACAAGGUCACUCAGCACAUACAUGUACAGGUGUGGUCUAUAUCAAUGGUCACUAUUACAAGAAGAUAUUUGGCGGCAUUACAUUCUGGUCUCCAAUCCUAGGCUUCCCUCAAAAAAUAUCAUUUAUCCAAGACUCAAAUCUCAAACCUCAAAUCUCAAACCUCAAACUUCAAUGUUCUUGAUACACUUUCUCGCGUAGUGUUAAAGAAAACGAGAUACUAAAGGCUUUAUAAUGACGCAAACGGGUACUUUCUCAUGGAUCAGUGAACGACCUCAUGUAUCACACCCGAUCGCUCCGAUUCAGAAGCCCCACUCAAAUUAUCGCCCUCGAAAAUCGCAUACUAAAUCUAGGAACGGCUGCAAUAAUUGCAGGAAGCGCAGAAUAAAGUGUGAUGAAGCAAAACCAAGCUGUGGACAAUGUUCAGACCGACUACUCGGGGCAGUUCAGUGUGAAUACCUUGUCCUACAAAAGCCAGUCAUGAGAGGACAAUUACCGUCGGAACAACAGAUAUCGACCGGACAGAUUUGUAGGCCAUCGGUCAGAGACCAAAUCAUUUCGUACCUGGAAAAGUCAGAAGUUCCGUGCUCGCACUUCAGAGACCCCAUCUACAAGCCAGGUGAUGCUUCUGAAUUAUUGGACCAUUUCACUGAAGUCACUACUCCUUGGGUUGGAUCUCAAUCGUUUCAACAUAUCAUCCAGCAGCAUGGGCUAAGUAUUUCUCUCAAAGCCCCUUACUUAAUGCAUGCCAUUCUUGCCUUUUCGGCAAGCCAUCUUCAUUAUUUACACCCAAAAGAGAAAAAAUAUGGCAUUGCUUUCACGUUGCAUUACUCUAAAUCUUUAUCGUCCUACUCAUCAGAGCUUCGAACGAGCUUGAAUGCCAAAAAUGCAGAUGCAAUCAUCGCAUCGUCUUACCUUCACACGAUGCUGACCUUUAUAAAUAUCCAGCCAGAUUCCAAUAUCGACACUGACGGAAGCGGGCGGCUUACUUGGCUACGUGCUAUGCGAGGGGUAUCAAUCUUGUGGGAUACGAGCGAUAUGAAUUGUCAUCUCCAAGACAGUAUCUUGUUAGAUAUGAAACACGAUCCCAAAUUCUUGAACGAGGGGCCUUGCAAUCAUGACAAGCCGGACGACGUAAAUCCGUGGGCACUAGGAGCAUCUAGAGCGCUUCAUAGGCUAUUUGAAGGGGAACAGGAUUCAAAAGUGUUCAAGGAUUCUUAUGAGGGGCCCUUGAGGCACUUAUGUCAACUGAUACGACUUGGAACUGGCCAAGAUACGAUCUGCACGUUCAUGUCGUUCGUGGGUGAACUCCCUGAUUCCUUUGUGCAAUUACUAGAUCAGAAGGAUCCCAGAGCUUUGUUGAUUUUAUGUUAUUGGAGUGCCCUAUUGAGCCAAAUAGACUAUUGGUGGGUCAUAGACCCUGCAACUGCUGUGUGUAGUAGGCUUUGUGCAUAUUUGGAUAGGAUACACGAUGAGAGAAUACGUAGCCUACUACAUUAUCCAGCCAAUCAAUGUGGUUAUACGAUGGAUAGUGCAUAUCUAAACAUCGUCGACGCGCCUCCAAAAAUGGACUACCACAGCAUCAGUUUUUAGAAAGGCUUUUCACCUGCAAUACGGAAUUUGUGUUUCCAACAUUCCGAAUCACUAGGAUACUAUCGGAAAAGAAGGGUUUCUGAUCUCUUACAUUCUUCUCAUGUAACAAAUUUUAUUGAAGUAUUAUAUCUACAUCUCCGAAUCUACCGAAACAACCAAUCCAUUCUCCAGAGACCCACCCCUUUCCGAAUAAUGAAUUUCUCCAAAUUUCUCCAUUGAAAACCUGGUUUCUG